This is a messenger RNA of Columba livia (rock pigeon), 6383 nucleotides long. RefSeq names its product solute carrier family 6 member 17 (gene SLC6A17). Gene Ontology annotation, biological process: alanine transport; sodium ion transmembrane transport; glycine transport. The record is from RefSeq and is a predicted model, not a curated record. The coding region runs from base 500 to 2683 and encodes 727 amino acids. Gene Ontology annotation, cellular component: plasma membrane; synaptic vesicle. Lineage: Eukaryota; Metazoa; Chordata; Aves; Columbiformes; Columbidae. The transcript is spliced from 12 exons.
GCCGAGCGGAGUUACCUCCCUCCGGCGAGGGGGAGCGGGGCCGGGCUGAACCCAGCGCGCAUCCGCCGAACGGGCGGGGUGGGGGGGCGCGGAAAGUCACCGGUACCCGCGCAGCUUCUCCGCGGGUGCGGAGGCAGCGGCGGCCGCUGCUGCUGCUCUCCCGGUUCCGUGCGGCACCGGCGGAUCCGCCUUCCCGGUAAAUCCGCCUUCCCGGCCCCGCCGCGCCCGUUCUCGCCGCCGCCCCCCGGCGCCGUUACCGGGGGCGGGGGGAACCUGGUCAGUUUUUCCCGGGAUCUGGUCCAUUUCUCCCGCUAACGGGUCAGUUUUUCCCGCGCACGGGUCGGUCUCAGCAUCCUCGGGAGCCACUGCAGAGCGAGGUGCUGCUGAUGAAGAGGAGGUGAGGUCCGAGCUCUAGCUCACACGUGUCCCAUUCCCUGCGGGACGUUCAUCUUCGCCCCUCACCCCAUCCCGCCCCCCGGGGCCGCACAGAGCCGUCCCAAUGCCGAAAAACAGCAAAGUGACCCAGCGGGAGCACAGCAGCGAGCAUGUCACCGAGUCGGUGGCCGACUUACUGGCCCACGAAGAGCCCGUGGACUACAAACGCAGCGUCCUCAACGUGACGGGAGAAACCUGGGACAAGCAGAAGGAUGGAGAUGAGGAGCUGGAUGCAGAGAACCGGCCAGCGUGGAACAGCAAGCUGCAGUACAUCCUGGCGCAGAUCGGCUACUCCGUGGGGCUGGGCAACGUCUGGCGCUUCCCCUACCUCUGCCAGAAGAACGGAGGAGGUGCCUACCUGGUCCCGUACCUGGUCCUGCUCAUCAUCAUCGGGCUCCCCCUCUUCUUCCUGGAGCUGGCAGUGGGGCAGCGGAUCCGCCGGGGCAGCAUCGGCGUCUGGAAUUACAUCUGCCCUCGCCUGGGGGGCAUUGGCUACGCCAGCUGCCUGGUCUGUUUUUUUGUCGGUCUCUAUUACAACGUCAUCAUCGGCUGGAGCAUCUUUUACUUCUUCAAGUCCUUCCAGUACCCUCUGCCCUGGAGUGAAUGCCCCAUCGUGAAAAAUGGCUCGGUGGCCGUUGUGGAGACUGAAUGUGAGAGGAGCUCAGCCACCACCUACUUCUGGUACCGGGAGACCCUGGACAUCUCCAACUCCAUCUCUGAGAGCGGAGGCCUCAACUGGAAGAUGACCCUGUGUCUGCUGGUGGCCUGGAGCCUUGUUGGCUUGGCCAUGAUCAAAGGCAUCCAGUCCUCUGGGAAGGUGAUGUACUUCAGCUCGCUCUUCCCCUAUGUGGUGCUGGUUUGCUUCCUGGUGCGGGGCCUCCUGCUGCGCGGGGCGGUGGACGGGAUCAUGCACAUGUUCACACCCAAGCUGGACAAGAUGCUGGACCCCCAGGUGUGGCGGGAGGCAGCUACGCAGGUUUUCUUCGCCUUGGGCCUCGGCUUUGGGGGGGUCAUCGCCUUCUCCAGCUACAACAAGCAGGACAACAACUGCCACUUUGAUGCCACGCUUGUCUCCUUCAUCAACUUCUUCACGUCCGUCCUGGCCACCCUGGUUGUGUUUGCUGUGCUGGGCUUCAAGGCCAACAUCAUGAACGAGAAAUGUGUGGUGGAGAACGCCGAGAAGAUCUUGGGCUACCUGAACACCAACGUGCUGAGCCACGACCUCAUCCCGCCCCACGUGAACUUCUCCCACCUCACCGCCAAGGACUACAAUGAGAUGUACAGGGUGAUCAUGACGGUGAAAGAGGGACACUUCAAAGAACUGGGCUUGGAUGCCUGUCUGUUGGAGGACGAACUCAACAAGUCAGUGCAAGGAACUGGCCUGGCCUUCAUUGCCUUCACAGAAGCCAUGACGCAUUUCCCAGCCUCACCGUUUUGGUCCGUCAUGUUCUUCCUGAUGCUGAUCAACCUGGGGCUGGGCAGCAUGAUCGGGACCAUGUCGGGCAUCACAACGCCCAUCAUCGACACCUUCAAGGUGCGGAAGGAAGUGUUCACAGUUGGUUCCUGCAUCUUUGCCUUCGUGGUGGGACUGAUCUUUGUGCAGCGCUCUGGGAAUUACUUUGUCACCAUGUUUGAUGAUUAUUCAGCCACGCUGCCGCUCACCGUCGUGGUCAUCCUGGAGAACAUCGCUGUGGCCUGGAUUUACGGCACCAAAAAGUUCAUGCAGGAGCUGACAGAAAUGCUGGGUUUCCGGCCCUACCAGUUCUACUACUACACCUGGAAGUACGUGUCUCCCAUCUGCAUGGCCGUGCUCAUGACCGCCAGCAUCAUCCAGCUGGGCGUCAGCCCCCCGGGCUACAGCGCGUGGAUCAGGGAGGAGGCUGCAGAAAAGUUCCUCUUCUACCCAACGUGGGCCAUGGCGAUCCUCAUCUCUCUGAUCAUCCUGGCGUCCCUCCCUCUGCCUCUGGUCUUCAUCCUCCGCCAGUUCCACCUCGUCUCGGAUGGCUCCAACGCCCUCUCCGUCACCUACAAGAAGGGCCGGAUGAUGAAGGACAUCUCCAACCUGGAAGACAACGAUGAGACCCGCUUCAUCCUGAGCAAAGUCCCCAGCGAGACCCCGUCCCCCAUGCCCACCCACCGCUCCUACCUGGGGCCCGGGAGCAACUCCCCGAUGGAAAUGAGCAGUGCCCCCAAUGGACGCUAUGGCAGCGGGUACCUCCUGGCCAGCACCCCCGAAUCCGAACUGUGACGGUCGCCUGCCCGCCACCCCUGCCGGGCGAGGAGCUCACCGGGGAGUGGAUCCUGGCUGUCCAGGCAACAGCAAAAUUAAUUAGUAAGGAAGACGAAGAAAGAAACCCCUCUGAAAAUUGCAACCAAAAGCAGCCGUUUCCAAGGUGCCAUCGGGAAGAAGGGACUGCAGGAGGGGCAGGACUCCUCCACGUGCCCUUCGGGGAAGGGAGGAGGGACAAGAGACGCUGCAAUGUCUUUCCGGGAGUUGUUUUCACACAGCUCGAAUCUGAAGCAAAGAAUCUCGUAGUUCUGUUUUCUUUUCUUUUCUAAGCAGCUGAUGUUUGGAAAAAAGGACCUGGUGUCAGGUGGAAGAUCAACCAGGCUCCCUCCCGUGGCCUCUUCCCUCCCUGUCUGUUGUCCUUUAGCCGGGAGGAGUCAUGGCCUUAUUCCAACGAGCACAAUUAACCCUCGAUGUUCAUAGCACAAAAAGGUGCUGCUGUUGUCACCGUCGUCGUUGUUGUAUCUUCUGUAGUUUUUCUAGCUGUGGACACACCCAAAUAACCCCCAAAUUUGUGAGCAGGGUUGGCAGGGAGCAGCGUGGGGCUGGCUGAGACUGCGGAUGGUGGAUCCUUGGGGUCUGGUUUGUCACCACCAGCAUGGGGACAGCGUCCGUGGGUCAUUCUGAGACGCAGAUGUCGUGUCCGUGGGGCGGUGGGGUCAGCGUGCUCCGUGGAGGAGCGGCGAUCAUGCUGGGUGGCAGAACAACCUCUGAUGAUUUGGAUGUAGGAGCGUGUGGGGUGUGGAUGGGGUAACCCUGCUCUCCUGGAGUUACUCGUGACACGUGGGAUGCUCUGCUGAACCAAAAUCCCUGGCAUAUGGUGAUGGUCUCCUCUUGGCGCUCUCUCUGAGCUGUCCCAGAGGGACAAGCAGAGAAGCUGUGGGACAUCCAGUCCUACCACAGUCCUGGUUGAGCUCUCAGGAAUCCACCCCUGACUUUCCUCCCUUGCCCCCACCAGCAGAGGUGAGUUGGACCGUGGUUCUCUCUGGACACAUGCCCUCAUUUCUCCCAGCUUUGAGCUGGGGGGCCUGCAUUGCCCCCCAUUGCACCUCCGUAGAGCAUCACCAGCCUUUGGAUGGGGGUGACCAGCUCCUGGGGACAGCAGAUAUCUGCGGAGUCAGCGCCAGGUCCCAGUGUCCCCAGUAGCCCUUGGCCCAGGCUGGUGAGCCCUUGUUAGAGCCCAGGAGCCUCUAUUGUGCCCAUCCAUGUUAUGAUGAUUAUCAUGACCUCAUGUUCUUUCUCCCCAGGCUGUCUAGUAAAGAUCGGGACCUCCAAAAUCCCAAGGAGCAUCUCAUCCUUGGUCCUGCUGGCCUUAGAUCACACAUGAUGGUAUUUCAAGCCAGUCUGAAGGCCAAGUUUGUAGGUGCUUGUCCAUGAGCUCUACUCCCCUCCACUUUCCUGACACUGGGUUUUCUUCCACCUCGAUUCUCCUCUCAUCUGGGAGGCAAAGGCAGAAGGUCCCUGGUCCGUUCACCACCUCCUUGCCCUCUCUUAGCAUCCCUGUGGUCAGGAGGUCCCCCACAAUGACGUUUUCCAUGUGGAUUGUGAUCCUUUAUUUGUAGUCCUUCUUCAUGGGCUUGACUGGUGACCUGGAGACUCUUCCUGGACAAUUAGCUCAUUUUUCCAGGGUAAAAACAGAGCCAGGGACUGAACCAAAGGAGCUCAGUCUUCGGUGGCUCUGAGCAGCAUCAUCCACACUCUUGUCUCUCCUCCAGUGGCUCUUUCUCCACCAUCCUCCCCCUGCCCAUGCAGAGGGACAUAGAAAUGUCCCCACUGCAUCAUCUCUGAACGAGAGAAGCACAAAACCGGUGGAAUUUCUCCAUUGUUAAUCAAGACGUUCCUUCCCAUCUCUUAUUUCACCCUCUCUCCCCAGUUUCUUCCACCCAACCGGCAAAACAGAAGAUGAGCCCAACGUCACCUUCGCGAUGUCCCCAAGUCUGGGGGCCGGAUUCCCACCGUAGCUCCCAUGGAGUUAGUGGAGCAGGACACCAGUGUCCUUAGUCCCACCCGCUCCUGCGGCGUGAUGCUCCUUCAACCCCCAGGGAAGGAUCCGGCCCCCCGGCUCCCCCGGCCCCAAACCAGCCGGGGAGGCAUUCGCUUCCCUCCCCUUCUCGCAGCGUCAGUAAGAGGCAAAGUCAAUAAGAAGGUAACAAACAAACAAACAAAAACUAUAUUAUAUAUAUAUAAAAUAUAUACAGAGAGAGGAGAUGGAAUAAUAACCUAGAGAUUCUCUAUUUCUAUUGUAUAUUUAUUCUGUAAAUGUCACUGUAAAUGCUGUUAAAUGACAAAACCGUAUUCCAAAGUGGGCCGUGACCUAUUUUCAUUCCCAGUGCUUGUACAGAUCAAUUCCCAUUGUAUAUUGGGGCAUAUUUUUAACUUUUUAUUUCUUGUGUGUGGUGGGUGAGUGUCCCCCCAUUCCGACUUCAGCCCCGGGGGUCCAGCUGCCCUGGGGACCCAGCAGAGAGGAGGAGGAGGGACACCACCUUUAUUUUUAUCUGUGGAGAUACUGUUAUUUCUUCGUGGCAUUUGCUCGGUGUUAGACGCAGGGUGUUUGUGGGGGGGUGUUACAUUUGAAGUGACCCGUGUUGUCGCUGUGUGAGCGUGUGCGUGUUCGUCCGUUGAUGCCGUGCGUGGGUGUGCGCGCCUGGGUGUGUGCGUGGAUGUGGUUUGGGGUUACGAUUCACUUCUUGCUGUCCUCGGUCACUUUUGGAGCCUGCGUUGGGGGGCUCCCCCGCCUCGCCGGGGCAGGUUCUCCCCACACGCACCUUCUCGGGGUCCUGGGCUGCUGGUCGGGCUGACCCCCAGUGGCUUUCAGCCCUAAAAACUCACUUUUUGUCCCUCUUUUCUGUCCACGGAGGCACAGGGAAUAGCUGCUAGCUGUGAGCACAGGCACUUUUCAGUUUUCCUCCGGGUGGUGGGAGAAGAAGGGGGGACUCGCUGCCGAUAUUCCUGUCCCCCAUUAGCUCCCCGCUCGGUUCCCAGCCCUGAUUCUCCUGUUCGGAGCAGGACAGUGUCCCUGGCUGGGGUCAGAACCAUGUCCCAUCUCUAGGGACAGAGCUGGGGAGGGCUUGGGGGGUCACAGGAGGGUGCCCAGCCCCUGACAGCAGUGCUGCGGGUCCCAGGGUGCAGCGGGGAUGCUCCAUCCCUGAGCACAGGGCUCUGCGGGGCUGGAUCUGCCCUUGACCUUGGUGCGAAGCAGAAGGGACAGCUGGAGCCGGCUGUACCUUCCCUGGGUGUCCCUUUCCCCUCAAUCCCUCCACAACAGCCCCGUGUCACCUCCUGGCCCCCACCCAGAUGCCGGCAGGUGACAUUAAACCCCAGCACCUCCCCAGAGCAUGUCCCGCUGCCUCCCUCCUGUCCCUCUGUCCCCAAGCCUGGGUGUCUCUGGCAGGAGCAGGGGCAGAGCCAGGUGGCCUCGGUGGCCGGGGGUACACGGCACAGCCCAUGGCAGCACAGAAUGAGCCGCUUCCCCCGUGGGCAAGCACAAAGCUGGCAAAACCCUCCUGUACAGGUAAAAGCACAGAUCUCGUAGUAACUCAUCCCGUGUAUCCUUGUAGCCGGUGUAUUUACCACGCGUGCCGUGCCGGCCGGACUCCUGGCGGGCGAGAGCAACCCUGUAAGAGCUGUACCGGAGUCCCAUUAAAAGUCUCUUCUUACCAAA